Molecule: messenger RNA, 2083 nt
Organism: Klebsormidium nitens
Lineage: Eukaryota; Viridiplantae; Streptophyta; Klebsormidiophyceae; Klebsormidiales; Klebsormidiaceae
Source: the annotation of a GenBank genome assembly
CCUAGACUGCUUCUCCAUCUGCGUCGCGUACCAGCCUUGGUGGCUGCCGCCCUGCUUUGCUAUUUGCUUCGAAGCUCUUCUGUUUAGGGCGCAUCUUCCCACUUCUCUAAGAAAAUCUGCUGAAGCUGAACGCCCUUCAUCCAAAUCAGAGAAGCUGAAUCUGAGUUUUCAAGAGUCAACUGCAGCGCCUGCGGCACCCCGGUGAGGCAUCUUGGGCCUCAGUUAAUAAGGAGAAGCGAGAAAGGCCGAGAGUGCUUGUAUCAUAGCAAUGGCGGCAGUUUGCACAGCGCCUGGCGCCGCCCUGGCAGUCCUCAACACUGCCGGGCUGGGCACGAGGCAGAGGGUUUCCAAUCGGACAGCAGCAGCCCCCUUGUUGAGCAGCAAGUCUGCUUACCUGGGGACCUCAGAAUGCUUCGGGUGCACCCUUUUGCAGACCGUGCGCAGGAGGCGGAGCAGGGAAGGAGUUGCAAGAAGCAGUCUCAGGGUGGAGCCAUGUGUGGAGGAAAACGCUUUCCCACAAAAGCACGCAGAGGCUGAGGCCCCCAUUGAAAAGAAGCUUAGGGUUGUGGACACCCCCUUGCAGCACUUUUUGCUGCAAAAGGCAGGGGAGAUCUUCAGUUCGGUCCUUAAGGUCGCAAAGCAGCCGGUGCUGGUAGCGGCUCUGGUGGCCAUGUUGAUGACAUCGUUCUCGGGGGAUGCUCUGGCGGCUACUUCUGGGGGCAGGGUUGGCGGGAGCGCCUUUUCGUCGUCGCGCUCUUCAUCCUCAGGAGGAGGCAGCUAUUCACGAAGUGGAAGUGGGGGCUACUCAUCUGGCAGUUCCUACUCUGCUCCGAGCCUCGGCGGAGGCUACGGGUCAGGCAUCUACUCGGCCCCCUACGCAGCCCCCUACACCAGCUACUACGGAGGCUUCUCGCCCUUCGGUUUCUCUCCCUUCAGCUUCUUCGCUCCUAGCAUUGGUGUGGGCGUUGGAUACGGAGGGAGCAGCAUUUUCACUUUCCUACUCUUCGGCAUGCUGGCGCUGUUCCUGGUCCAGACUGUUGGAAGCGCCAUUUCGAGCCGCAGCGAUGGGGGGAUCCUGGGCGGAGGAGACGCUGUGUCAGUCAUGAGACUGCAGGUGGGCCUGCUUGGAAACGCGCGCACGCUGCAGCGCGACCUGGAGAGGAUAGCAGACCGCGCUGACACGUCCACCACCAGCGGCCUGCAUUACGUCCUGACUGAGACGGUUCUUUCGCUCCUGCGGCACCCCGAGUACUGCGUCUACGGCAGAGGGACGACAGACAAGGCGAAGAGUUUCGAGAACGCGGAAGCUUCCUUCAACCAGCUGUCGCUGGAGGAGCGCCGCAAGUUCGAGCAGGAGACGUACGUUAAUGUCAACAGCUUGAAAAAGAAGGGCGGUUUCAAUCCAAAGGGCGACGGCUUUGGCAACGAGUACAUUGUGGUGACAGUGAUCGUAGCCGCCGAGGGCAACCUGAAGCUGCCGUCCGUCAGGUCCGCAGAGGACUUGCGGCAAGCGCUGACGACCCUGGGUUCCGUACCGGUGGAUCAGCUACAAGCGGUGGAGAUUCUUUGGACGCCGCAGGACGCCAACGACACGCUGUCGGAAACGGAACUGCUUCACGAUUACCCCUCGUUGACUGCCUUGUAAACCUAGUUGGUUGCUUUCGAACAUUCGGUGUGCAGCGUUUGUCCGUUCACUUCCCAUGUGGAGAAGUCGGUUUGUUGCGUGCCCAGCCUUAGAGAUUGUACUGCAUGUCUUAAGAACACUCUGUCGUGUGUUAGAUUAGUCGAGUUGCUCAAAGACAUGGACAUGUGUCAUCGAAGCUUCAUUGUACAGGCUUAGCGAGCUAGCAGUUGCUGACGAAACAAUUAUUGACAGUGUUGCUUUGCUUUGCCUAGCUCUAGAUGACCAUCCGUGCGUGUAAUGUGCAUAUUAAGCACAAACGGCAAUAAGUGCAAUUGGAUCGAGUGAUCAAAGCUAGUUUCCUCAAAGUGACACAUGUUCUUGGAUUUGAGAGGGUCAACUCAAUGAGUAGAAUUCGAACACGUGGCCCGCCAUGCCUGCUGGCAAUCAAUAUAAUCCGGC